This is a messenger RNA of Poeciliopsis prolifica (blackstripe livebearer), 2839 nucleotides long. It is a transcript of the gene napepld, whose product is annotated as N-acyl phosphatidylethanolamine phospholipase D. Gene Ontology annotation, biological process: N-acylethanolamine metabolic process; N-acylphosphatidylethanolamine metabolic process. Gene Ontology annotation, molecular function: zinc ion binding; N-acylphosphatidylethanolamine-specific phospholipase D activity. The record is from RefSeq and is a predicted model, not a curated record. Bases 535 to 1740 code for a protein of 401 amino acids. NCBI's taxonomy places the organism in Eukaryota, Metazoa, Chordata, Actinopteri, Cyprinodontiformes, Poeciliidae. Gene Ontology annotation, cellular component: membrane-bounded organelle; cytoplasm. The transcript is spliced from 10 exons.
UAAAACCAGAUACUCCUGACCUUAAGGCGCCUGGGUUUGUUUGAUACAAUGUUAGAUUGUAUUUUUUUAAUUUUUAAUUUUUUUAUUUUGUAUUUCUUAAUUCUGACAUUAAAUUGCUUUGGCAAUGUCUAAACUAACAUUAAUUUAUUCAUUUACUUAUUUGAGUCCAGUGGAACCAAGUGGGACAGAAAACAGAGCGACUCCUUUAUUUUACCUCCUGCAGUGAGUUUACACGGUGGUCACGUGACCGCAGCUUUAACGCCGACGUCACAGAAGCGGAGCUGCGUACCGAGUCGUUAUCCAACCGCGACACCAAAUGCGCCAAAACUCAACCCGCCGUCGUAGAGAAGGACCCUCCGUGUCUUGGCCUGUCAGCGGGGCAGUAAAGUAACCUGAGGGCAGUAGAGUAACCUGAGGGCAGAGUGAUGCCGCCCGGCUGUCGGUGAAACGGCGGAAAGCUGGUGGGACAGACAUGGCCGCCCGGUAGAGGUUGUUCUGGUCGCGCUUUGAUUCAGAUGUGUUGCUGGUAGAAACAUGGAGAAACCAAGAACCUCAGACGGAGCAGAGCUGGAAGAGUCAACAGGCCUGGUGGAGGACGGUGAUUUGCUUCAAGGUGCUGAAGGUGGGAAGGUGGAUUCUCGGACACUGAGGAAGAGCAGCUCCUCCCGCUCUUCCCGUAAGAGUUUCCGUCUGGACUACCGACUGGAGGAGGAGGUGACGAAGUCCUGCCGGGAUAAACAUGGUCGCUGGACAAACCCCUGGCCAACAUGGCGCUUCCCGUCGUACUCUAUGCUGUUCAGAUUUCUGGUGCUGGAUACAAAUCACAGCAAUGUGCCGACAAGCAAAGAGGUCCUGGACAGUGAACUCCCAGUAUUGGAGCCCUACUUUGUCCAGAAUCCAGACGCGUUGGACUCUCAUGCUGGAAUGAGGGUGACCUGGCUGGGCCAUGCUACAGUUCUGGUCGAAAUGGAGGGGGUCAACAUCCUGACUGACCCUAUUUUCAGCCAGAGAGCAUCAUUUCUUCAGUUCGUGGGGCCCAAACGAUACAGAGGACCCCCCUGCACAGUGGAACAGCUGCCGAGGAUCGAUGCCGUCCUCAUCAGCCACUCUCAUUACGAUCACCUGGAUGCUGGAUCUGUUGCCAGCCUUAAUGCACGCUUUGGAGGGGAACUACGCUGGUUCGUGCCCCUGGGCUUGAUGGACUGGCUGGCCAAGAUGGGCUGUGAGAACGUGAUGGAGCUGGACUGGUGGGAGGAAAACUGCAUCCCGGGUCACGACAACGUCACGUUUGUCUGCACUCCCUCUCAGCACUGGAGCAAACGGACAGCGUGGGACGAUAACAGGUCUUUAUGGGGUAGCUGGUCUGUUUUGGGUCCCAACCAUCGAUUCUUCUUCGCCGGCGACACAGGCUACUGUCCGUCCUUCCAGGAGAUCGGACGCCGCUUUGGGCCAUUCGACUUGGCAGCAAUCCCAAUCGGAGCGUACCUGCCCAGGGAUGUGAUGAAGGGACAGCAUGUGGAUCCAGAGGAGGCGGUUCAGAUUCAUCAGGACCUUCAGGCCAAACAGUCUGUAGCCAUACACUGGGGGACCUUCGCUCUCGCCUAUGAGCACUACCUGGAGCCGCCGGUCCGCCUCAGAGAGGCCCUGGAGCAGAGAGGACUGAAACCAGAGUCCUUCUUCACGUUGCAUCAUGGGGAGUCCCGGCUCAUCGCCACACAAGACAGAGACGUCUUCGAUUGACGUCUGCUAAAACAAACCGUGCUCCAUAUCAAGUUCAUUAAAAGACUGAAGAUUUGAGCUCAGCCUAAGUAAAAAUGAAUGUUUUAUGGUGCAGACAUGAACUGUUUGUACAACAGUUUGUUAAAGGAUCCCACUUUGAUGUAAGGUGAUUCACCUUGAGUCAUAAGAUAAAAUACUAUAGACACUAUUUGUUAAAAAAAAAAAGAAUCCACUGUGAGAUUUAUUGCAGACAUGACAGGAAGAGAUGACUUACAUGCUCUUUGAACCCUGAGGAGGAAAAAUAAAACGAGUCGGAGCAGAAAAGGUUUCACAGGUCAGGAGUUAAAGUUAAAACUCAUCUCUUCCCUUUUCAGAUUGUGUUGGUUUAAAACUCGAGCUUCACCUUGUAACUUUAGAUUCCUACAUAAAGCGUGUGGUUCUUUGAGAUGAGUGCUGCCAUAUAGGAGUAUUUUUUUGUUGUUUUUCUUUCUGAAUGUGCUACAGCCAAUCCAGAACUGCUGCCUGUGAUGUUUACGUUCAGCUGCAAAGUCCUGAUGAGACUUUUUGUGAAAAACGUGCUGAUGUUGAGCUGGGCUCAACUGGAAAAUGCUUUUGUUGCAGCUUCAGCUAUUUGUUCUUUUUUUGUGCUGUGAAAACAUCUCACUAACAGGAAGGUCCAAAGAGCCUUUCUCUACAAACUUUUACUUCACUGUCCUCUUAUGGCCGUAUAACUACAAGUGCAUGCCAUUUAAUACUGCAAGAACUUGUCAGAUUUGUGCAAUUGGUUUUUUUUUCCUACAUCUCUUGUUAGUAUGUUGAAUUACUUUCAACAGGUCUGUAGUUUGACUAAAGAACCAUUUCUGCCUGAAAUAAAUAGACUGCCAAAACCCUAAAACACAAAGUUGUCAAAUCUGGACUAAUUAAAAAAAGUCUCAAAUCUGUGAAAGCUUUAAGAAUGAAAGUUUUAUGAAGCUGAAUUUCAAAAGUGAAUGUUUUCCUUUUUUUAAAAUUCUCUUUAGUUACAAAUAAUUGUAUUUUUCUAGGAAACAAACAUUUGGGUCUUCAAUUGCAGAAAUCAAGAGGUCAAAAAUAAAAUCACUGUUGACUCAGUUGAAUGAUG